AAAUUUUUUUUAAAAAUUUUGCGAGGUUGUGACUUUGUGACGCGCGAAAAUAAACAAAAGUGAACGCGCGCCGUUCUGUUAUGCCAGUAGUACGCCAAUCACAAGACAAUAUGAGUUCCGAUAUCGCACUAAUUGGUCUGGCCGUAAUGGGCCAGAACUUGAUCCUCAACAUGAACGAUCACGGGUUCACAGUCACAGCGUUCAAUCGCACUGUAUCCAAGGUAGACGAUUUCCUAGCUAAAGAGGCUAAGGGAACUAAUGUGGUUGGUGCACAGACUGUUGAAGAGAUGGUCAAGAGUCUCAAGACCCCUCGUCGUGUGAUGAUGCUCGUCAUGGCUGGUAAGCCAGUAGAUGCCUUCAUUGAGCAGGUGCUUCCGUUCCUGGAGAAGGGUGAUAUCAUCAUUGAUGGUGGAAACUCUCAUUUCCCCGACACUCAGCGUCGUUACGAGUACCUGCAGACCAAGGGUAUCCGUUUCAUGGGCUGUGGUGUCUCCGGUGGUGAGGAGGGUGCCCGCUACGGUCCCUCUAUGAUGCCUGGAGGUGACCCCGAGGCCUGGCCUCACAUGAAGGAGAUCCUGCAGUCCAUUUCUGCCAAGUCUGACGGUGAGGCGUGUUGUGACUGGGUAGGAGAGGGUGGUGCCGGACACUUCGUGAAGAUGGUGCACAACGGUAUCGAGUAUGGAGACAUGCAGCUCAUCUGUGAGGCGUACCAGCAGAUGAAGGAGGUUCUCGGCAUGUCCUGCAAGGAGAUGGCGGAAGUCUUCCGUGAGUGGAACAAGGGUGUGCUGGAUUCGUAUCUUAUGGAGAUCACAGCUGAUAUCCUUGCCUACGAAGACACUGAUGGCACCGCCUUAGUUGAGAAGAUUCGCGACACUGCCGGUCAGAAGGGAACCGGAAAGUGGACCGGAAUUGCUGCCCUAGAUAUGGGUAUUCCUUUGACCCUCAUUGGAGAGUCUGUCUUCGCGCGUUGCAUCUCUGCACUAAAGGAUGAGCGUGUCAUUGCCUCCAAGAAAUUGAGCGGACCCACCCCCAGUUUCAAGGGUGACAAGCAGCAGUUUCUAAACAAUCUGCGAGAUGCUCUGUACGGUUCCAAGAUUAUCUCGUACGCACAGGGUUUCAUGCUUCUAAGAGAGGCCGCCGCACAGUAUAAAUGGAACCUCAACUACGGUUCGAUCGCUCUGAUGUGGCGUGGAGGUUGCAUUAUCCGCUCCGUCUUCUUGGGUGAUAUCAAGAAAGCCUACGAGAAGAACCCUGACUUGACCAAUUUGCUUCUAGACGACUUCUUCAACAAGGCCAUUCAAGACUCCCAGGAGGGUAUGCGUCAAGCCGUGAUCGAGGGAGUGAAGGCUGGUAUUCCCACGCCUUGCUUCUCCACUGCGCUGGCCUUCUACGAUUCCUACCGAGCCGAGCGCUUGCCCGCGAACUUGUUGCAGGCACAACGUGACUACUUCGGUGCCCACACAUACGAGCUUCUAGAGAAGCCCGGAUCAUUCCAACACACAAACUGGACUGGUCGCGGUGGAGAGACAUCGUCAUCACAGUAUGAUGCUUAAGUUGAGCAGGAUAGAGUCUUCUGCGAAAAGUUUCCGAGAUUUAGUGGAAAUUAAUAGAAAAUAUUUAAAAAAAAACUGUUAUACUUUGCGCGAGU
Messenger RNA from Sphaeroforma arctica JP610, 1648 nucleotides. RefSeq names its product 6-phosphogluconate dehydrogenase, decarboxylating. The record is from RefSeq and is a predicted model, not a curated record. Gene Ontology annotation, molecular function: NADP binding; phosphogluconate dehydrogenase (decarboxylating) activity. The coding region runs from base 81 to 1553 and encodes 490 amino acids. Gene Ontology annotation, biological process: pentose-phosphate shunt; pentose-phosphate shunt, oxidative branch. The transcript has 9 exons. Lineage: Eukaryota; Ichthyosporea; Ichthyophonida. Gene Ontology annotation, cellular component: cytosol.